Molecule: messenger RNA, 2049 nt
Organism: Plasmodium knowlesi strain H
Lineage: Eukaryota; Apicomplexa; Aconoidasida; Haemosporida; Plasmodiidae
Product: heat shock protein 70, putative
Exons: 1
Coding region: 1-2049 (682 amino acids)
Biological process (GO): cellular response to unfolded protein; protein refolding
Cellular component (GO): cytoplasm
Molecular function (GO): ATP binding; heat shock protein binding; misfolded protein binding
Source: RefSeq, a predicted model, not a curated record
AUGGCAAGCGGAAAAGCAGCCAAGCCAAAUCUCCCCGAAUCGAACAUCGCCAUCGGUAUUGACCUUGGUACCACCUAUUCCUGCGUCGGAGUAUGGAGAAACGAAAAUGUAGAUAUCAUUGCCAAUGACCAGGGAAACAGAACCACUCCCUCCUAUGUUGCCUUCACUGACACGGAGAGGCUAAUCGGAGAUGCCGCUAAGAACCAAGUGGCAAGGAACCCAGAAAACACUGUUUUCGAUGCUAAGAGGUUAAUUGGAAGGAAGUUCACUGAAUCUUCUGUGCAGAGCGAUAUGAAACACUGGCCCUUUACCGUUAAAUCCGGUGUUGAUGAGAAACCCAUGAUUGAAGUGAGCUAUCAAGGAGAGAAGAAAUUAUUUCACCCCGAAGAAAUCUCUUCUAUGGUUUUGCAAAAGAUGAAAGAGAAUGCCGAAGCCUUCUUAGGAAAGUCUAUAAAAAAUGCAGUCAUCACCGUCCCAGCUUAUUUUAAUGAUUCACAAAGGCAAGCCACCAAGGACGCAGGUACCAUUGCUGGUUUGAAUGUUAUGAGAAUCAUUAACGAGCCAACCGCAGCUGCUAUUGCAUAUGGUCUUCACAAAAAAGGAAAGGGUGAAAAGAACAUUCUGAUCUUCGAUCUUGGAGGAGGAACUUUCGAUGUAUCCCUCCUUACUAUUGAAGAUGGAAUUUUCGAAGUGAAGGCUACAGCUGGAGACACUCACUUGGGAGGAGAAGAUUUUGACAACAGAUUGGUCAACUUUUGUGUUGAAGAUUUUAAAAGAAAAAAUAGAGGAAAGGAUUUAUCCAAAAAUAGCAGAGCUUUGAGAAGAUUACGAACUCAGUGUGAGAGAGCCAAACGUACCUUGUCCUCCUCCACACAAGCCACCAUCGAAAUUGAUUCCCUCUUUGAAGGUAUCGACUACAGUGUAACAGUAAGCAGAGCCAGAUUUGAGGAAUUAUGUAUCGAUUACUUCCGUGAUACGCUAAUCCCUGUUGAGAAGGUGUUGAAAGAUGCAAUGAUGGACAAGAAGAGCGUGCACGAAGUUGUUCUUGUUGGUGGUUCCACAAGAAUUCCCAAAAUUCAAACACUCAUUAAGGAAUUCUUUAACGGAAAGGAAGCCUGCAGAUCAAUCAACCCUGAUGAAGCCGUUGCAUAUGGUGCUGCAGUGCAAGCAGCCAUUUUGUCCGGUGACCAAUCCAAUGCCGUACAAGACUUGUUGCUCUUAGAUGUGUGCUCCUUAUCCCUUGGUUUGGAAACCGCAGGAGGAGUUAUGACCAAGCUCAUUGAGAGAAAUACCACGAUCCCCGCCAAGAAGAGUCAAAUCUUCACUACCUAUGCUGAUAACCAACCAGGAGUGUUGAUCCAAGUGUACGAAGGAGAAAGAGCCCUAACCAAGGACAAUAACCUUUUAGGUAAAUUUCACCUAGACGGUAUCCCACCUGCCCCAAGAAAAGUUCCACAAAUUGAAGUUACCUUUGACAUUGAUGCCAAUGGUAUCCUUAAUGUCACUGCUGUUGAAAAGUCUACUGGAAAGCAGAACCAUAUUACCAUUACGAAUGACAAGGGAAGAUUGUCCCCAGAAGAAAUUGACCGUAUGGUGAACGAUGCUGAAAAAUACAAAGCAGAGGAUGAAGAAAAUAAGAACAGAAUUGAAGCAAGAAACAGCCUUGAAAAUUACUGCUACGGAGUAAAGAGCUCAUUAGAGGACCAGAAAAUAAAAGAGAAAUUGCAACCAUCUGAAAUUGAAACUUGCAUGAAGAGCAUCAGUAGCAUAUUGGAGUGGUUAGAGAAGAACCAAUUAGCUAGCAAGGAAGAAUAUGAGUCCAAGCAAAAGGAAGCUGAGUCCGUUUGCGCUCCCAUCAUGUCCAAGAUAUAUCAGGAUGCCGCUGGUGCAGCUGGCGGAAUGCCCGGUGGAAUGCCCGGAGGUAUGCCAGGAGGCAUGCCCGGCGGUGGAAUGCCAGGUGGAAUGAAUUUCCCAGGUGGCAUGCCAGGUGGCGGAAUGCCCGGAGGUGCUCCCGCUGGAAGUGGACCCACUGUCGAGGAAGUCGAUUGA